AUGUCUUAGAAUUUCUAUACACUAAUUGCUUUUGCAUGUGUGAAUGUGGUUUGCAGUUCUUUCAUUGUGUUCACUUAUUUGGCAUGGAAGGUCGGUCGUAAAUCUCCAGGAGACAUAGUGUUUGCUUUGGGGAUCUCCCAAUUGAGUACUUCAAUAUAUUGGAUGAUGUCAAGUCCUGAUGUUAAUUCUCCGAGUAAUCCAGAGAAAAGCUUGAAUGAGUCGUCUUAUUGCAAGUGGGUUGAUUUUACACAGAACUUGGGGUUUUUAGGUUAAUUUAUAUACAAUUUUGCAUACUGCUUCACGAUGAGGUAGGAGAUCACGAACGUGCUGAAAACGAAUGCGAAGUUUAAGAUGUUCCUUCAUUCCUUCUGUUUAGUGUUCACAUUAUGUAUUUCAUUGAUUCUGUUUGCUUUCCAGCCUGAAAUCUAAAAAGGAGCAACGAAGACAGUGGUGGACAGCUGCAUCAACACGAUAAUCUUGGAAAGGAACUACUUGCCAUUGGCUCUUUACGUAUUUGAAUUUGUGUACAUCAUAUCAGCACUAUACACAAUAUGGUACUUCUAUUAGAACUUACCGAAUGACGACACUUUUAGAACCAACAAAAAGUCGUCGCUCUUCAGAUACGUCAUGUACAUCAUCUCGACCAUAGUUCUAUCUCUUCUGAUCAUGCUCAGCACUUUUAUCUAAACGAGUGAACAUCCGUCAUAUAAACCAGCGAAUUUGGACAUAGUGAUGCUGAUAUCGACCUGUUUCUUUUACACUUUGGGUUCUGGCAUUCUAUGCUAUCAGAGAGUAAAGAAUCCUGCUCUGUUGCGUAAGAUUGUUAACAUGGUUCAUAAAGCAUUUUAUCCACAACCGAAGAAGGAGAUUGAGAUUGUUGAUGUGGACACACAAUUCAUUGAAGUGCAGAAGUUCAUAAGGAUGUUUCAAAUUAGGAGUGUGUUGGCAGGGAUAAUUUAGUAUUUCAACAACAUUGAAGAGUAUUUAGACGAUUCUCAAUUGGAGGAGAAUGUGGAUGGAUCUGAGACUGAUGCUGAGAGAACUUCGCAGUUGAUAAUCUAGGCAAGGGCAACAUACAAUAAUGAUAUCACAUUAAAUGCUCAUCUCAUAAGGGAAACUCUGAGUGAGGAUCAAAUAGCUAUAGCACGGACUCUGGACAAAUACAAACUUAAUAAUUAAGCACUGAACAAGGAGUUUAAUUUUUACGUUAAGGAAACCCAACACACUAAGGGCAAGAAUCCGAAGAUGUUUGCCUUGGCUCCCAAGUAUUUUUACUAUUUAUUUAAAUUUGACAACUUGGACAUCGAUGCUUAUGAUUCCUUCUCGCUGGAAAAGAAUGCUGAGUUGAUUGAAAAUAUGAUCAAUGUGGAUGGAGGCAAAUCGGGGGAGUUCUUCUUCUUCAGUUAUGACAACAAAUGGAUUCUCAAAACUAUUACUGACAGGGAAUUGAACAGCUUCAGACAACGAAUGCCAGAGUACUUCCAUCAUAUGAGUGAGUACAGGAAAUCUCUCAUCAAUAAGAUUUAUGGGAUCUUCUCCUAUGACAUGAAUUACUUGUCGUCCAGUUGUGGCAUCAUCUAUCACAUGGUCUUGAUGAGGAACAUAUCUCAAGUACCUCGUCCUUUCAUCAAGAGAACCUUUGAUAUGAAGGGCAGUGAAGUUGCAAGGGAGGCUCUCAAGGGGAAACCCAAAGACAUUGACCUCUCAAAAAUCACAUUGAAGGAUGUCGAUUUUGACAACUUAGAGAAGUGGAUCAAGAUCGAACAGCAACAAAGUGAUUUUGUGAAAUUCCAAUUGAUUAAAGAUGCUGAAUUCUUCAAAAAUACUUACUUGCUUGAUUACUCUCUAUUAAUAAUGAAGAUAGAUUGGGGUGAGUAUUAGGGCAAAGUAGAAAAACUGGUAGACAUACCUUAAAAUGCCUUCCCUUCCCAAGAAGAGCCAAACAUCUAUUAUCACAUAGCCAUAAUAGAUUAUCUUUAGGAAUGGAACUUGUCCAAAAUGGCAGAGAAGGCAUCCAAGCAACUCUUAGCCAUGAACCCUAACUUGAAUGUCUCCGCUCAAACUCCAGAAAUAUAUGCCUAUAGGUUUAUUAACAAUUUGGUCAACAAGAUUUUCAGAUGA
Molecule: messenger RNA, 2121 nt
Organism: Paramecium tetraurelia
Lineage: Eukaryota; Ciliophora; Oligohymenophorea; Peniculida; Parameciidae
Exons: 3
Biological process (GO): phosphatidylinositol metabolic process
Molecular function (GO): phosphatidylinositol kinase activity
Source: RefSeq, a predicted model, not a curated record